Molecule: messenger RNA, 936 nt
Organism: Naegleria gruberi
Lineage: Eukaryota; Heterolobosea; Eutetramitea; Acrasida; Naegleriidae
Exons: 2
Coding region: 1-936 (311 amino acids)
Biological process (GO): ceramide biosynthetic process
Cellular component (GO): endoplasmic reticulum membrane; Golgi membrane
Molecular function (GO): ceramide cholinephosphotransferase activity; sphingomyelin synthase activity
Source: RefSeq, a predicted model, not a curated record
AUGUCUUCAGACACAACUAGCUUAACAGACAGCUAUUCUCAAGAACAACACGAAGAAUUUCCAUUAGCAAGUCUUGAAGCAGGUGAAGCCACAAAAUAUGUAACAACCUCCAAAUCCAAUUCGAAAGCUUUCCUCCUCAGACAUGGCAAGAGUUUGCUUCGUCUAUUCUUAUUCAUCAUGUACUUUAUAGCCACUGCCCUCAUCACCAAAUUCACACUCCUAUUCUUUGUCAUUCCACGUGUGUCCACCAAUAUGGAGCCAGCCAGAGAUGUUUUUUUAGAGAAUCUUCCACAUGCAAGUCAGACAGCUUUCACAAUCUCUGAAAUUCUUGCUUUGGUUGGUAUUGUCAUGAUGUUGAUGGUGGCUUUCUUUAGAAAGAGAAAUAAGCUUGCCAUCUUUCAUCGAUACUUGUUUAUUCAUGCAACUUUAUUGAACAUUCGAACAUUAUGCAUUAGUGUUACAACGUUUAGUAUACCAACGAGUGAAUAUAAGGAGAAUUGUAUCAGAUUGCAGAAUUUAAGCUUGGCAGAGAGGCUUGGGAAGGCUUUGAAUAUUACAAAUUUUGGUGAUACUUGUGGAGAUUAUGUGUUUUCAGGACAUGCAACCGCUCUCAUUCUCGUUUUUUGGUUCGUCUGGUACUAUUCACAUUCGGAUAGAUGGUCGAAAGCUGUACGAAUGAUCUUUAACACAAUUCUGUUUACAGUUACUUUCGUUGGAUGUUUCCUGAUCAUUGUUGCAAAGGAACAUUACACUGUGGAUGUCAUCUUGGGUGUUGUCAUUUCAGUAAUGUUCUGUGCUUUAUACCACAUGUUAUUGGAAAGACAUGUUCAGGAUAAAUUAUUGGAUAGAAAACUGGAGGAAGGAGUCAUUUCGAUUCUUCACUACUGGUUCGAGAUUGUAGAGUUUGAUUCAUAUGCCAAGACACAUCCUUUCUAA